This is a messenger RNA of Mauremys mutica (yellowpond turtle), 3176 nucleotides long. RefSeq names its product zinc finger protein 850-like. Lineage: Eukaryota; Metazoa; Chordata; Testudines; Geoemydidae. Bases 131 to 2758 code for a protein of 875 amino acids. The transcript is spliced from 4 exons. The record is from RefSeq and is a predicted model, not a curated record. Gene Ontology annotation, biological process: regulation of transcription by RNA polymerase II. Gene Ontology annotation, molecular function: RNA polymerase II cis-regulatory region sequence-specific DNA binding; DNA-binding transcription factor activity, RNA polymerase II-specific.
UCAGAAGUCAAACCUUAUCGCACAUAGGAGAAUCCACACCUGUGAGAAACUGUAUGGAUGCUCUGAGUGUGGGAAAAGCUUCAGUCAGAGCUCAGAUCUUAUCAGACAUCAGAGAAUCCAUACCGGCGAAAUGCACUACACGUGCUGUGAGUGUGGGAAAAGCUUCAGUCGGAGCUCACAGCUUAUCACACAUUGUAGAAUACACACUGGAGAGAUGCCCUACACGUGCUCUGAGUGUCAGAAAAGUUUCAGUUGGAGCGCACACCUUAUCAGACAUCAGAGAAUCCAUACAGGGGAGACGCCCUACACGUGCUCUGAGUGCGGGAAAAGCUUCAAUCAGAGCUCUGCCCUGAGUGCACACAGGAGAAUCCACACAGGUGAGAAACCGUAUGGAUGCUCUGAGUGCGGGAAAAGCUUCAAUCAGAGCUCUGCCCUGAGUACACAUAGGAGAAUCCACACAGAUGAGAAACUGUAUGGAUGCUCUGAGUGCGGGAAAAGCUUCAAUCACAGCUCUGCCCUGAUCACACAUCAGAAAAUCCACACAGGGGAGAAGCCCUACACAUGCUGUGAGUGUGGGAAAAGCUUCAGUUGGCGCUCACACCUUAUCAGACAUCAGAGAAUCCACACAGGGGAGACUCCCUACACGUGCUCUGAGUGCGGGAAAAGCUUCAGUCAGAGCUCUGCCCUGAGCACACAUAGGAGAAUCCACACAGGAGAGAAACUCUACACAUGCUCUGAGUGCGGGAAAAGCUUCAAUCAGAAUUCCAACCUUAUAAAACAUCAGAGAAUCCACACAGGGGAGAGGCCCUAUGAAUGCUGUGAGUGUGGGAAAACCUUCAAACGCAGCUCAGCCCUUUCUGAACAUCAGAGAAUCCACACUGGGGAGAGGCCCUAUGAAUGCAGUGAGUGUGGGAAAAGCUUCACUAGCAGCUCAGGCCUUUCUAAACAUCAGAGAAUCCACACAGGAGAGAGGCCCUAUGAAUGCAGUGUAUGUGGGAAAACCUUCUAUUGCAGUUCGCACCUUAUUAGGCAUGAGAGAAUCCACACAGGGGAGAGGCCCUAUGAAUGUAGUGAGUGUGGAAAAUGCUCCACUAACAUCUCAGACCUUUCUAAACAUCAGAGAAUCCACACCGGGGAGAGGCCCUAUGAAUGCAGUGAGUGUGGGAAAAGCUUCACUAGCAGCUCAGGCCUUUCUGAACAUCAGAGAAUCCACAGAGGGAAGAGGCCCUAUGAAUGCAGAGAGUGUGGGAAAACCUUCAAUCGCAGUUCGCACCUUAUUAGGCAUCAGAAAAUCCACACAGGGGAGAGGCCCUAUGAAUGCAAUGAGUGUGGGAACACCUUCAGUCGCAGUUCGCACCUUAUUAGGCAUCAGGGAAUCCACACAGGGGAGAGGCCCUAUGAAUGCAGUGAGUGUGGGAAAAUUUUCACUUACAGAUCAGGCCUUUUUCUCCAUCAGAGAAUCCACACAGGAGAGAGACCCUAUGAAUGCAGUGAGUGUGGGAAAACCUUCAAUCGCAGUUCGCACCUUAUUAGGCAUGAGAGAAUCCACACAAGGGAGAGGAUGCCCUAUGAAUGCAGUGAGUGUGGAAAAUGCUUCACUAAGAGCUCAGCCCUUUCUGAACAUCGGAGAAUCCACACAGGGGUGAGGCCCUAUGAAUGCAGUGAGUGUGGAAAAUGCUUCACUAAGAGCUCAGCCCUUUCUGAACAUCAGAGAAUCCACACAGGAGAGAGGCCUUAUGAAUGCAGUGAGUGUGGGAAAAACUUCACUUACAGAUCAGGCCUUUUUAACCAUCAGAAAAUCCACACAGGGGAGAGUCCCUAUGAAUGCUGUGAGUGUGGGAAAACCUUCAAGUGCAGCUCAGCCCUUUCUGAACAUCAGAGAAUCCACACUGGGGAGAGGCCCUAUGAGUGCACUGAGUGUGGGAAAAACUUCACUCAAAGAGCAGGUCUUUUUCUCCAUCAGAUAAGUCACAGAGGGGAGAGGCCCUAUGAAUGCAGUGAGUGUGGGAAAACUUUCAGUCGCAGCUCACACCUUAUUAGGCAUCAGAGAAUCCAUACAGGGGAGAGGCCCUAUGAAUGCAGUGAGUGUGGGGAAAGCUUCACUAACAGUUCAGCCCUUUCUGAACAUCAGAGAAUCCACACAGGGGAGAGGCCCUAUGAAUGCAGUGAGUGUGGGAAAGACUUCACUCGCAGAUCAGGCCUUUUUCAACAUCUGAGAAUCCACACAGGAGAGAGGCCCUAUGAAUGCAGUGAGUGUGGGAAAACCUUCACUAGCAACUCAGCCCUUUCUGAACAUCAGAGAAUCCACACUGGGGAGAGGCCCUAUGAAUGCAGUGAGUGUGGGAAAAACUUCACUCACAGAUCAGGCCUUUCUGAACAUCAGAGAAUGCACACAGGAGAGAGGCCCUUUGAAUGCCAUGAGUGUGGAAAAUGCUUCACUAGCAAAUCAGUCCUUUCUAAACAUCAGCAAAUCCACACAGGGAAGAGGCCCUAUGAAUGCAAUGAGUGUGGGAAAACCUUCAUUCGCAGCUCGCACCUUAUUAGGCAUCAGAGAAUCCACACAGGAGAGAGGCCCUGUGAAUGCAGUGAGUGUGGGAAAAACUUCACUAGCAGCUCAGCCCUUUCUGAACAUCAGAGGAUCCACACAGGGGAGAGGCCCUAUGAAUGCAGUGAGUGUGGGAAAACCUUCUCUUGGCACUCAGCCCAUUUUAGGCAUCAGAGAAUCUGCAAGGGAGAUCAACACCAUAAAAACCUCUAGGGCUAUCAGUUGGCUCAGACCUAAACUUUGUUGGCUCAGGCCUAAAACUUUGGUUGAGGCCUGAACAAUAGUCAUGAUUACCCCCCUUUUAUGGUUCUGGAGACAAGGUGAAGGAAAAGUACAAAAGCAGAACGUUCUGUAAUCACUAGGCUUGCAAAAUAUAACUGCCCACGGCUAGUGUUAGAGAAAGCUUAUACUGCAAAGGGCAAACUGUGAAUAACAGGAAAGCUGGCUGGUGCUGUCUUCCUUUUAUGGAAAGUGUAUUCCACUUAUUGGAAAAAUGUCAACAAGGAAUGUGACAGACCCAAACCGGUGGGGUACAGGAGUCUGGAAGUAUCCCAGGGAGUUGUAGCUGUCACGCAGCUGUUACAGGAGGCACUAUAGACAGCUGCAAUCCACAGGGCCCUGGGCUGGAACC